GAAGCCACACAAGUUUAACAGCACGUAGAAACAUAUAAACAAUUAUAAUGGCGUUUAAACUGAUUUUUCAACUUUGUGUGUCCGUUUUUGUCCUCAAGGCAGUUCUAUCACAAUGCAUCCCCUCACUAGGAACAAAAAAUCCAUCUAAUCUAUGGGCUUCUGCACCAUUCGCGGGAAAUCGAGGUGUUCCCAUGGUUGUACCAUCAGCACCAAUAGAAGUUUCCAUAUCCUCUGACAACCUGAUAAUAGAUGGAUACAUUGACGUCACAGGAACCAUGCCGUUUUAUAGUGCGGUAGUAGUAGAGGGUACUGUCCCAAAUGCUGGAGGAGCGUCAGCGUUUUAUGAAUGCGGUAACGGUAAUAUUGGCAUUGAACCAGGUACUGGUAUGGGUGCGGGAUACAAACCCACGUUAGGUUUUAAUGAAUUGGGAUGUGGACGUGUUUGA
Messenger RNA from Hyposmocoma kahamanoa, 446 nucleotides. RefSeq names its product chorion class B protein M2410-like. The record is from RefSeq and is a predicted model, not a curated record. Gene Ontology annotation, cellular component: egg chorion. NCBI's taxonomy places the organism in Eukaryota, Metazoa, Arthropoda, Insecta, Lepidoptera, Cosmopterigidae. Gene Ontology annotation, biological process: multicellular organism development; chorion-containing eggshell formation. Bases 48 to 446 code for a protein of 132 amino acids. The transcript is spliced from 2 exons. Gene Ontology annotation, molecular function: structural constituent of egg chorion.